Molecule: messenger RNA, 1445 nt
Organism: Phasianus colchicus (ring-necked pheasant)
Lineage: Eukaryota; Metazoa; Chordata; Aves; Galliformes; Phasianidae
Source: RefSeq, a predicted model, not a curated record
CAGUGAUGCAGGGUGGCUGCUGGGAUGCAGGAUGGUUGCAGGGAUGCAGGGUGGUUGCAGAGAUGCUGCAGGGAUGCAAAACAGUUGCAGUGAUGCAGGGUGGUUGCAGGGUUGCAGGGUGGCUGCAGGGUUGGGGAUGAUUGCUGUGAUGCAAAACAGUUGCAGGGAUGCAGGAUGGCUGCAGGGAUGCAGGCUGGUUGCAACGAUGCAGGGGGCUGCAGAGAUGGGGUGAUUGCAGAAGUGGGGGUGGUUGCAACGGUGCAGGAUGGCUGCAGGGAUGCAGGGUGGUUGCAGAGAUGGGGGUGGCUGCAGGUUUGCAGGACGGUUGCAGGGAUGGGGUGGUUGCAGAGAUGCAGAACAGUUGCAGUGAUGCGGGGGGGUUGCAGGGAGGCUGCAGGGAUGCACAACAGUUGCAGUGAUGCAGGGUGGAUGCAGGGAUGCAGGGUGGCUGCAGGAUGGGGUGACUGCAGAGAUGGGGGUGGUUGCAGGGUGGCUGCAGGGUUGGGGAUGGUUUCAGGUUUGCAGAAGAGUUGCAAUGAUGCAGGAUGGCUGCAGGCAUGCAGGGUGGUUACAAGGAUGCAGGGUGGUUGCAGAGAUGGGGGUGGUUGCAGGUUUGCAGGGUGGCUGCAGGGUUGGGGGUGGUUGCAGACAUGCAGAACAGUUGCAGUGAUGCAGGAUGGCUGCAGGGAUGCAGGGCUGUUGCAGGGAUGCAGGGUGGUUGCAGAGAUGGGGGUGGCUGCAGGUUUCCAGGAUGGCUGCAGGGUUGGGGAUGAUUGCAGUGAUGCAAAACCGUUGCAUGGUUGGGGGUGGUUGCAGAGAUGGGGGAGGUUGCAGGUUUGCAGAAUGGUUGCAGGGAUGCAGGAUGGCUGCAAGGAUGCAGGGUGGUUGCAGAGAUGGGGGUGGCUGCAGGUUUGCAGGAUGGUUGCAGGGAUGGGGUGGUUGCAGAGAUGCAGGGUGGCUGCAGUGAUGCAGGGUGGCUGCAGGGAUGCAGGAUGGUUGCAGGGAUGCAGGGUGGCUGCAGGGAUGCAGGGUGGUUGCAGAGACGUUGCAGGGAUGCAAAACAGUUGCAGUGAUGCAGGGUGGCUGCAGGGAUGGGGUGAUUGCGGAGAUGGGGGUGGUUGCAGGUUUGCAGGGUGGCUGCAGGUUUGCAGAAUGGUUGCAGUGAUGCAGGGUGGCUGCAGGGUCACGGGGAUGGUUGCAGCAAUGCAGAACAGUUGCAGCAAUGCAGAACAGUUGCAGCAAUGCAGAACAGUUGCAGUGAUGCAGGGUGGUUGCAUUGCUGCAGGGUGGCUGCAGGGCUGGGGUGGUUGCAUUAAUGCAGGACAGUUGCAAUGAUGCAGACUGGUUGCAGUGAUGCAGAAUGGUUGCAGGGAUGCAGGAUGGCUGCAGGGAUGGGAUGGUUGUAGGGCUGCAGGAUGUUUAUAGGAUUGCAGGAUGGUUGUAGG